This is a messenger RNA of Notechis scutatus (mainland tiger snake), 2759 nucleotides long. The record is from RefSeq and is a predicted model, not a curated record. Lineage: Eukaryota; Metazoa; Chordata; Lepidosauria; Squamata; Elapidae.
UUUGGAAGGGAGGCAAUGCAGACGGGCUGAGCUCAGCCAUGGGAUGGUCUCCUUGGUGAGGGCCCCCAUCUCAGCAGGGGGACUCCGGGCUCCCCGCUUCCUUCCAGGUCAUCAUGAGAUGCCCCCGCUAGUCCACACCACCAUGCUGAGGGCCCCUCCCAGCAGCCUGCGGAGGAACCCAGAGGUUGCCUCACCACACAGCUCCCGUGCUCACAGCCUCUUCGGAGAGUUCCUGACCCCUGAGGUCCCGCAGGAAGACCUGGCUGAUGGUCGGCCCUGGGGGGAUCAUGCCGGGAAGGAGGCCCCAGUGGAAGUGGAUCCCUCGUUUGGCAGCUGGGAGCUCGUGGUGGUGGGCGUGGCUUCCAUCUGUUGGGGCGGGGGGCUCCUCUGCCUCCUGCUCUGGAGGGCUCCUCUUGAGCGCAACUCCAGCCAGCCGCCGCCUGCAGCCUCUCCUCCGUUCCCAAGGACGACUCCUGAAGGGUCCCUGGAGCUCCACCAGGGGGCAGAGCUUCCCGCCCCCUCCGCCUCAGCGGAUGAAGCCCCCCUCCAGAGCCCUGAUCCAGAAGUGGUCACUGUGGGGAAGCUCUCCUUCAGACCCCAGGAGGUGCUGGGCCGGGGGGCCGGGGGCACCUUUGUGUUCCGAGGCCACUUCGAUGGGCGCGACGUGGCCGUGAAGCGUCUGCUUCCGGAAAGCGUCCGGUUGGUGGACCGGGAGGUGCAGCUGCUGCGAGAAUCGGACGCGCAUCCCAAUGUGGUGCGCUAUUUCUGCACAGAGGUCGAUGGGCAGUUCCACUACAUCGCCCUGGAGCUGUGCUCUGCCACCCUGCAGCAGUACGUGGAGAGCUCCGUCUUCCCUGGAAAGGGCAUGGAUUCGCUCUCCCUGCUGACCCAGACCAUGUCCGGACUGGCCCACCUGCACUCGCUCAGCAUAGCUCAUCGUGACCUGAAGCCCUGCAACAUCCUGAUCUCGGCCCCCGACGGGCAAGGGAGGCUCCGAGCGGUCAUCUCCGACUUUGGCCUGUGCAAGAAGCUGCAGGGGGGGCAUCAGAGCUUCAGCCUCGGCUCGGGCAUCCCUGGCACGGAGGGGUGGAUUGCGCCCGAGAUGCUCAGGGAGGACGCACAGGAGAGCCCAACCUGCGGGGUGGACAUCUUCUCCGCCGGCUGCAUCUUCUACUACGUCCUGUCCCACGGGCAGCAUCCCUUUGGGCACAGCUUCCAUCGCCAGGCCAACAUUCUGGCGGGCACCUACCAACUGCUGAGGCUCCAGCAGGACACUCACAGCCACCUAGUAGGGCGGGACCUGAUAGAAGCCAUGAUCAGCAGUGACCCCCGCCUGCGCCCCUCGGCCGCACAGGUGCUCCAGCACCCCUUCUUCUGGGGACCCGAGAAGCAGCUGCAGUUCUUCCAGGACGUCAGUGACCGCCUUGAAAAGGAGCCGGCAGACGGGCCCCUGGUCAGCGCCCUGGAGGCCGGGAGCCUGGCGGUGGGGCGCGGGAACUGGCAGCUGCGCCUUUCUGCCCCACUGCAGGCAGACCUCAGGAAGUUCCGGAGAUACCAGGGCAGCUCCGUCCGUGACCUGCUGCGCGCCAUGAGGAACAAGAAGCAUCACUACUACGAACUACCCAGCAACGUCCAGCAGGCCCUGGGCAGCCUCCCCCACGGAUUCGUCCAGUACUUCCUGGACCGUUUUCCCUGCCUGCUGCUGCACACUCACCGGGCCAUGCGCCUGUGCGCGGCCGAGCGGCUCUUCCAGCGAUACUACUGCCAGGGGGAGUGAGCACCUUGCCACAAGAAAGGACGCUCGCCAGCCCCCGCCUUCCGACACCUGUCAGCCCGCCUGCCCUGCUCUGGAGGGACCAACCAGCACACGGCAUCCACGCCCCGCCUGCUCCCUGGGGAGAGGUGUUCGUGCGGGGGGGGGGGCAAAGCUAAUUCCUGGGGCUUCCGGGAGGCCUCAGGCAGAGGAGAGCAGAGGGGGAGCUGGGGAGGGGUAGGGGGGGGCUUCCCCUGAGGAUCUGCUGCCUUCCCUUCAAUUCUCUCCCGAAGAGAGUGGGGGGUGCAUCAACUGGCCCCGUGGGCUGCACUGCCGAUGCACUGUGGCGCCUUGCGUAACCAGCAACCUUUUGUUGAGCCGGCUGUGGACAUUGUAGGGAAGGGAGUCUCCUCUAAAGGCAGCCAGAGGAGGUCAGGCUGGGCUCUGCCACCCCCCCUCCUUCAUCCCCUGCCCCGUGGCAUUUUAUUCCCAGGCUCAUCAUGAGUGUGGAAGCAUCUCCCGUUGCCUUGGAAACCUUCUGGAGUGGGAGGGGCUUAGUAGCAGAAAGCUGUAAAUCGACUGCUUAAAAAAAAAAGUCUUCUGUAUAAAGCGGCAUCUAGAAAGGAAGGAAGGAAGCAGGACGCCAGGUGUGCUGGAUGGGGGGCAUCAGGAAGGGGGGCAUUUUCUGCAGCCAGGAAGGAUCCGGGCUGUUCAGCAGCGGGAGGGAGGGAGGGACGGCCGGGCAGGGGCUCCCCGUCAGCCAAAGGUGUGGUCAGCCUUUAUUACUUGGAACCUGACAGUUGCGCUGAGAAGGAAAUUUGGGGGAAUCAGAUGUGAGGUGACAUGUCAUAACUGCCUUUCAAUUCACUGCACUUACACAGAAGUCCAAGCAUGGCCUUACUUUAGCCACCAUGUGAUGUACUAGACAGAAUUAGACCAAACUUGAACGUGAACAGCAGUAUCAGACUGUUAUUUUUUUAAUCAGAUAAUUUUAAUGGAUUGUGGA